UAAGUCUUCUGACUAUCCUUUGAAUGGGAUUCAUAUUUGUUACCAUCUAAUAUAAACCCAGCUCAUGUAUCACUUCUUGCUCAAAUAGAGCGCCAAUAGUAUUUAUGCUACCACUAGAGCCACUCGUCAAAAGCUUGCUCGAGCAAAAUAACACGGUCAUUUCCGUUAAUUUACGGUCCGACUUUAACGCGCGGAAUAGCACGACUUUCUGGCUUGCUCCGAUCGAAUUGAACAACUAUGGUCACACGUACUUGCGCACCAAUGUUUACGAGUGUCUUUUCUCUAAAUAUCCAGUUAUUCAAUGUCCAAUUUACUCAAACUAUACAGCCUUGAUACAUCGUAAUUUUUUUAUUACGACAUUGUCUUCAAAGAAAACAGGAUCAACAUAUGUUGUUCAUUUAUGCAGUGGAUCAACUUACGCUUAUACUGUAUUCCUUGGAAAGUGCAAUCAAUUGAAUAUCGAUCACUGAUAUUGCUUCUUAUAUUUCAUUCACGGUUUGCUGUUUCCACCAUUAACAAUUUCUGAGUGCUUGCUGUACAUUGACAAGUGUGUAAAUAUUUGUUGUUUGUGUAAAUAAUUGAAUACCCGUUUAACGUAGUAUGAUGCAAAUUUUACUUCGCAUCAAGCAAGCAUACUCACAGCAGGGUCGUUUUAUAAGAUUUGGAACUCCUUUUGGACUUUUUAUGAUUGGUGGAUUACUUGGAUUAAAAGAGUUUACUUCACUAAGAUAUGAGGUAUCCUCAACAAAGAAACUCACAAAAGAAGAAUGGGCUAAAUACGGUUUAAAGAAGAAAGACGAAGGGGAAACAAACAUCGACAUCAUUUAUGAAACAGAUAUAAAAAAAAUGGACACGGAUUCUUGGGAGAAUGUUCGCGGGCCGAGACCAUGGGAAAAUGAUGGGACGUUUAUGGAAAAAAUGAAAGAAAAAGCUCGAAAGGACAGAGAGCUGCAGAAGGCGCGAAGACAGCAACUACAGUCAGGAGCAUAAAACAUCAUAAAAUUGAGUGAAUAUGAUGAACCUUUUGUUUAAUGUACAUAGAAUUUUAAAGUCAAUUAGAGUAUACUUAUAAAAUAUAGGAAAAAGACUAAGAAAGUAGAAUAAAGUUGUAGUGCGUUAUUUUUAUGAAAAAUUUGUU
Varroa destructor (honeybee mite) is the source of this 1138-nucleotide messenger RNA. RefSeq names its product cytochrome c oxidase assembly protein COX16 homolog l(3)neo43 (gene l(3)neo43). The record is from RefSeq and is a predicted model, not a curated record. Lineage: Eukaryota; Metazoa; Arthropoda; Arachnida; Mesostigmata; Varroidae. Gene Ontology annotation, biological process: mitochondrial respiratory chain complex IV assembly. Gene Ontology annotation, cellular component: mitochondrial inner membrane.